UAUACAGACCCGACUUGACCUCGUAGCUGUUGUCAAUGCCCUCGACGCGACCUGGAUAAGCAUCAAUGGAGGGUUUUUGGUAAAGCUCAUCGCUCAGUUCUGAUUUCUGUAUUCAUUCAUUCAACCAUAGAGCAAGGAUCGGAUUCAACAAUGACAUUUUGACAGUGUCACUACGACCUGAGAAUUUGUAGCCUGCUUUUUACGUAUCGCCUGCCGGUAGCGGUACCGGUACGACGACUUCACGUCGAGGGUAGGCCCCCUGUUCAAUCCACUUCUGCUGCGCUGCAGUCACUGGCAAUGGGCAACAUAGACGUUCUGGACGAGGGGCGUCCGUCCCAAGAAAACAAAAAAGAGCAUGAUGGCAACCAGGGGACAUUCAACAUCGGCAAGAUGGAGCCUGGGACGUCCUUCAUGAAGGAGGGAUGGUUCUACGACGUCUGGGAUGGACAGGCGUACUGCCACCAAAUUGAAAAUGUCCUGUUCAGAAAAACCACCAAGUAUCAAGAGGUGCUGAUUUUCGAAAGUAAAAGCAGCGGGAAGCUUCUGGUGUUGGACGGAGACGUGCAGUGUGCGGAGAAGGAUGAGUUUGGCUAUCAGGAGAUGAUUGCUCACGUACCUGUAGCCUGCCACCCCAAUCCUAAGAAUGUGCUCAUAGUUGGCGGGGGCGAUGGGGGCGUCAUACGUGAGCUGGACAAGCAUUCCGACAUAGAGACAAUCACUCUAUGUGAAAUAGAUGAGGAGGUGAUCAGUGCGUGCAAGGAGUUUAUGCCCUCCAUGGCGGUGGGCUUCAGCUGCAAGAGGCUAAAGCUGCACAUCGGCGACGGCUUUGAGUUCGUCAAGGAGCGCAGGCAAGCCUUCGACAUCAUCAUAAACGACAUUCCAGACAGGACGCCCUGUAACGACCUGACGGACAGCAUCUACUCGAAGGAUUACUAUGAACUGGUCAAGGCGGCCCUGAAACCCAACGGAAUAUUCAUGUCGCAACAGCCUUCAGUGUGGGGCAACCUGGAGUGCGCUCGGUCUGUCAUGGAGAUGUCCGGUGACUACUUCAGUGUGGUGGACUACAACAUGUGUAUGAUCCCAUCCUUUCCCGACAUGCAGGGUUUUGUUAUGUGUAGCCUCAACCAGAAUACCAACUUCAGAGAGCCAUUGAGGAGUCUAGACGGUUUGGAUCUGAAAUACUACAAUUCCGCUGUUCAUCGUGCCUCAUUUGCUGUCCCAGAAUUUGCAAGGAAGAAACUUCAAAAGGUGUACAAGCUCUAGCAGAGGCAUCACCCCUUAACAUCUACCUGAACGGGGAAACCUUGCGAUGUUUUAUGGUGACUGACUUUUUCAAUCAAGAUUGUGAAUAAUUUAUAUUGUAUCAAUAUCCUGGUCAGUUUAGGAAAUGUCAGUAUUCAUGUUCAAGGAGCUGGUAAUCAGGAAUUCGCUUAAUAACUUAAUGUGGUUAGCAGGAAACCAGUCACCAGCACCGUGGGCUCCGUACGCCAACAAGAGAGGGCGCUUUUCUUACCACUUUCGAUAGCCCCGUGGAUGGCACACACUGCAUGUGCGUACUGGUGUUUGCGAGCGUGUAUUGCGUGGAGUAUGAUACGCACGACUAAGUUUAUUCUAAAUGUGCACAGAGCCCUGGCCGUCUUCACGUGAGCAGCAGGCAUCGUUGGCAGUGCGUUCAAUGUCUCUCCAAGUGGUCUCCCCUAACUCUCCCUUUCUCAACGUUGAGGGGGUACUUGUGCACGGAGCCCAUGUCUAAUUUUGAUCCUAAAUAACUUUGUUGUUCACCAAUGGAAUUAAACCACAAUUUUAGAUCAAGUCACGGCAAAUUUUAAGAAGCAAGGUUUAUCGGCUUUGUGCUAUAGGGUGAGAUUUAAACGUCAUACGAAAAACACUCACUUUCAGAAUCUGCCACUUUCGACUUUGCGUUCUCCAAUGUCGGUACAGCGCUGGAGACGGCGGCCGAAGGCGCGUGCUGCAGCCAAAAAAUUUCUGAAGGAAUGCAGGAUCACCCCUGAUGUCAUUGCAUACCUCCUCAAUUGUUUGGUGCAACACACGAUCGAGGAGGUGUGCAAUGACAUCAGGGGUGAUCCUGCAUUCCUUCAGAAGCUUUCGGCCACAGCAUGUGCCUUCCCCCCACCGUCUCCAGCGCUGUAACAACAUUCCGAAAGUGAGGAUUCUUUUCGCAUGUCAUUAAAUCUCACCCUGUUGCACAAAGCUGAUGAAAGUCGCUCCGUAAAAUUUGUCAUUCCUUGUUAACAUGAUCUGAAAUUUUAGUUUAAUUCCAUUGCUAAACAACAGAGUUGUUUAUGAUCAAAAGAAGGACAUGUUUUGGGUUUUUUUAACAUGUAGUAUAUCCGACGUUGUGGCUGGUACUCUUGUUUUGGCUAAGGGAAUAGUGACUAUGCUAAGCUGUUCCUUGUCGAAUCCCCAACAAAUUCAUGUUGAAUCUCUAGUUUACAUCUGGAGAACGAGAACAUUCAUCUUGAAAAGAAGGCCCACUUCGAAAGAGUGACAUUUGUCGUGAAAAAUGCAUUCUGCAGCACAAACUUAAUGUGGCAAAUCACAUGAAGACGUGCAAUUUCUAUGAAAUAUAUUUUGUACAUGGUAUACACUGAAGGUCACUUAUGGUAAGAUCUUAAAAAAAAAAAA
Messenger RNA from Patiria miniata (bat star), 2646 nucleotides. RefSeq names its product spermidine synthase-like. The coding region runs from base 298 to 1263 and encodes 321 amino acids. The transcript has 8 exons. NCBI's taxonomy places the organism in Eukaryota, Metazoa, Echinodermata, Asteroidea, Valvatida, Asterinidae. Gene Ontology annotation, cellular component: cytosol. The record is from RefSeq and is a predicted model, not a curated record. Gene Ontology annotation, molecular function: spermidine synthase activity. Gene Ontology annotation, biological process: spermidine biosynthetic process.